AUGUCAUGCCCCGGCGGUCCGCUGCUGCCUCCACCCUGCUGCCGGCGGCUCAGCCUCAGCCCGCUCAUCGCCGAGGGCGCCCGCCUGCGCCGUCCUCUGCCUCUGCUAAACCGGCGAAGCAGCAGCCUACACCUGCCAAACAGCAGAGUGCCGGUCGCGGUCAUGGCGCCCAGCCCAUCUCAGCCAAGCCAGGUGGUAAGCGAUCGAGGAAGUCACGAUCCUGAGACGGGCAACCUGGAGGGGAAGGAUCCAGCUCUUUGGGAGAGAGUUCCAUCUUCUCUUCCACCCCCGGAGGAGGGCCGGGGGGAAUUUGUGAAUGUUGUCUGUCCGGUACCCACUUUUUCACAAAAAGAGCAGUUUCUCCAACCUCCAGGUCACAAGAGGGCACGCCUGUCAGUGUGCGACGCCCCUCAAAAGCCUUGCCACUCGCAGCCCCCUCUUACUUCGCCAGCAGGUGGCACAUCUCACUCGACAAUCCCUGAAACAACAUCUACAUCAACUGCAGUAACAACAUCUGAAAACACAACACCUCAAUCAGAAACAACUCCAGUAUCAACAUCUGCAUCAACAUCUGCAUCUCACUCAGUAACCCCUGAACCAACAUCUACAUCAACUACAGUAACAGCAUCUGAAACAACAUCUCAAUCAGAAACAACUCCAAUACCAACAUCUGCAUCAACAUCUGCAUCUUACUCAGUAACCCCUGAACCAACAUCUACAUCAACUACAGUAACACCAUCUGAAACAACAUCUCAAUCAGAAACAACUCCAGUACCAACAUCUGCAUCAACAUCUGCAUCUCACUCAAUAACCCCUGAACCAAAAUCUACAUCAACUACAGUAACAACAUCUGAAACCAUAAUAUCUCAAUCAGAAACAACUCCAGUAACAACAUCUGCAUCAACAUCUGCAUCUCACUCAAUAACCCCUGAACCAACAUCUACAUCAACUACAGUAACAACAUCUGAAACAACAUCUCAAUCAGAAACAACUCCAGUACCAGCAUCUGCAUCAACAUCUGCAUCUCACUCAAUAACCCCUGAACCAACAUCUACAUCAACUACAGUAACAACAUCUGAAACAACAUCUCAAUCAGAAACAACUCCAGUACCAACAUCUGCGUCAACAUCUGCAUCUCACUCAGUAACCCCUGAACCAACAUCUACAUCAACUGCAGUAACAACAUCUGAAACAACAUCUCAAUCGGAAACAACUCCAGUACCAGCAUCUGCAUCAACAUCUGCAUCUCACUCAAUAACCCCUGAACCAACAUCUACAUCAACUACAGUAACAACAUCUGAAACAACAUCUCAAUCAGAAACAACUCCAGUACCAACAUCUGCGUCAACAUCUGCAUCUCACUCAGUAACCCCUGAACCAACAUCUACAUCAACUACAUUAACAACAACUGAAACAACAUCUCAAUCAGAAACAUCUCCAUUAACAAAAUCUGCAUCAACAUCUGCAUCUCACUCAAUAACCCCUGAACCAACAUCUACAUCAACUCUAGUAACAACAUCUGAAACCAUAACAUCUCAAUCAGAAACAACUCCAGUACCAACAUCUGCAUCUCACUCAGUAACCCCUGAACCAACAUCUACAUCAUCUCCAGUAACAACAUCUGAAACCACAACAUUUCAAUCACAAACAACUCCAGUAUCAACAUCUGCAUCAACAUCUGCAUCUCACUCAGUAACCCCUGAACCAACAUCUACAUCAACUACAGUAACAACAUCUGAAACAACAUCUCAAUCAGAAACAACUCCAGUACCAAUAUCUGCAUCAACAUCUGCAUCUCACUCAGUAACCCCUGAACCAACAUCUACAUCAACUACAGUAACAACAUCUGAAACAACAUCUCAAUCAGAAACAACUCCAGUACCAGCAUCUGCAUCAACAUCUGCAUCUCACUCAAUAACCCCUGAACCAACAUCUACAUCAACUACAGUAACAACAUCUGAAACAACAUCUCAAUCAGAAACAACUCCAGUACCAACAUCUGCGUCAACAUCUGCAUCUCACUCAGUAACCCCUGAACCAACAUCUACAUCAACUACAUUAACAACAACUGAAACAACAUCUCAAUCAGAAACAUCUCCAUUAACAAAAUCUGCAUCAACAUCUGCAUCUCACUCAAUAACCCCUGAACCAACAUCUACAUCAACUCUAGUAACAACAUCUGAAACCAUAACAUCUCAAUCAGAAACAACUCCAGUACCAACAUCUGCAUCUCACUCAGUAACCCCUGAACCAACAUCUACAUCAUCUCCAGUAACAACAUCUGAAACCACAACAUUUCAAUCACAAACAACUCCAGUAUCAACAUCUGCAUCAACAUCUGCAUCUCACUCAGUAACCCCUGAACCAACAUCUACAUCAACUACAGUAACAACAUCUGAAACAACAUCUCAAUCAGAAACAACUCCAGUACCAAUAUCUGCAUCAACAUCUGCAUCUCACUCAAUAACCCCUGAACCAACAUCUACAUCAACUCCAGUAACAACAUCUGAAACCAUAACAUCUCAAUCAGAAAAAACACCAGUAACAACAUCUGCAUCAACAUCUGCAUCUCACUCAAUAACCCCUGAACCAACAUCUACAUCAACUACAGUAACAACAUCUGAAACAACAUCUCAAUCAGAAACAACUCCAGUACCAACAUCUGCAUCUCAGUCAGUAACCCCUGAACCAACAUCUACAUCAACUACAGUAACAACAUCUGAAACCAUAACAUCUCAAUCAGAAACAAGUCCAUUAACAACAUCUGCAUCAACAUCUGCAUCUCACUCAAUAACCCCUGAACCAACAUCUACAUCAACUACAGUAACAACAUCUGAAACAUCUCAUUUAGAAACACCUCCAGUACCAAUAUCUGCAUCAACAUCUGCAUCUCACUCAGUAACAACAUCUGAAACAACAUUUCAAUCACAAACAACUCCAGUAUCAACAUCUGCAUCAACAUCUGCAUCUCACUCAGUAACCCCUGAACCAACAUCUACAUCAACUACAGUAACAGCAUCUGAAACAACAUCUCAAUCAGAAACAACUCCAAUACCAACAUCUGCAUCAACAUCUGCAUCUCACUCAGUAACCCCUGAACCAACAUCUACAUCAACUACAGUAACACCAUCUGAAACAACAUCUCAAUCAGAAACAACUCCAGUACCAACAUCUGCAUCAACAUUUGCAUCUCACUCAGUAACCCCUGAACCAACAUCUACAUCAACUCCAAUAACAACAUCUAAAACCAUAAUAUCUCAAUCAGAAACGACUCCAGUACCAGCAUCUGCAUCAACAUCUGCAUCUCACUCAAUAACCCCUGAACCAACAUCUACAUCAACUACAGUAACAACAUCUGAAACAACAUCUCAAUCAGAAACAACUCCAGUACCAACAUCUGCAUCAACAUCUGCAUCUCACUUAGUAACCCCUGAACCAACAUCUACAUCAACUACAUUAACAACAACUGAAACAACAUCUCAAUCAGAAACAACUCCAGUACCAACAUCUGCGUCAACAUCUGCAUCUCACUCAGUAACCCCUGAACCAACAUCUACAUCAACUACAUUAAUAACAACUGAAACAACAUCUCAAUCAGAAACAUCUCCAUUAACAAAAUCUGCAUCAACAUCUGCAUCUCACUCAAUAACCCCUGAACCAACAUCUACAUCAACUCUAGUAACAACAUCUGAAACCAUAACAUCUCAAUCAGAAACAACUCCAGUACCAACAUCUGCAUCUCACUCAGUAACCCCUGAACCAACAUCUACAUCAUCUCCAGUAACAACAUCUGAAACCACAACAUUUCAAUCACAAACAACUCCAGUAUCAACAUCUGCAUCAACAUCUGCAUCUCACUCAGUAACCCCUGAACCAACAUCUACAUCAACUACAGUAACAACAUCUGAAACAACAUCUCAAUCAGAAACAACUCCAGUAACAACAUCUGCAUCAACAUCUGCAUCUCACUCAAUAACCCCUGAACCAACAUCUACAUCAACUACAGUAACAACAUCUGAAACAUCUCAAUCAGAAACACCUCCAGUACCAACAUCUGCAUCAACAUCUGCAUCUCACUCAGUAACAACAUCUGAAACAACAUCUCAAUCAGAAACAACUCCAGUACCAACAUCUGCAUCAACAUUUGCAUCUCACUCAAUAACCCCUGAACCAACAUCUACAUCAACUCCAGUAACAACAUCUGAAACCACAACAUUUCAAUCACAAACAACUCCAGUAUCAACAUCUGCAUCAACAUCUGCAUCUCACUCAGUAACCCCUGAACCAACAUCUACAUCAACUACAGUAACAACAUCUGAAACAACAUCUCAAUCAGAAACAACUCCAGUACCAACAUCUGCAUCAACAUCUGCAUCACACUCAGUAACCCCUGAACCAACAUCUACAUCAACUCCACAACAUCUGAAAACAACAUCUCAAUCAGAAACAACUCCAGUACCAACAUCUGCAUCAUCAUCUGCAUCUCACUCAGUAACCCCUGGGCCAACAUCUACAUCAACUACAGUAACAACAUCUGAAACCACAACAUCUCAAUCACAAAAAACUCCAGUAUCAACAUCUGCAUCAACAUCUGCAUCUCACUCAGUAACCCCUGAACCAACAUCUACAUCAACUACAGUAACAACAUCUGAAACAACAUCUCAAUCAGAAACAACUCCAGUACCAACAUCUGCAUCAACAUCUGCAUCUCACUCAGUAACCCCUGAACCAACAUCUACAUCAACUACAGUAACAACAUCUGAAACAACAUCUCAAUCAGAAACAACUCCAGUACCAACAUCUGCAUCAACAUCUGCAUCUCACUCAGUAACCCCUGAACCAACAUCUACAUCAACUACAGUAACAACAUCUGAAACCACAUCUCAAUCAGAAACAACUCCAGUACCAACAUCUGCAUCAACAUCUGCAUCUCACUCAGUAACCCCUGAACCAACAUCUACAUCAACUACAGUAACAACAUCUGAAACAACAUCUCAAUCAGAAACAACUCCAGUACCAACAUCUGCAUCAACAUCUGCAUCUCACUCAGUAACCCCUGAACCAACAUCUACAUCAACUACAGUAACAACAUCUGAAACAACAUCUCAAUCAGAAACAACUCCAGUACCAACAUCUGCAUCAACAUCUGCAUCUCACUCAGUAACCCCUGAACCAACAUCUACAUCAACUACAGUAACAACAUCUGAAACAACAUCUCAAUCAGAAACAACUCCAGUACCAACAUCUGCAUCAACAUCUGCAUCUCACUCAGUAACCCCUGAACCAACAUCUACAUCAACUACAGUAACAACAUCUGAAACAACAUCUCAAUCAGAAACAACUCCAGUACCAACAUCUGCAUCAACAUCUGCAUCUCACUCAGUAACCCCUGAACCAACAUCUACAUCAACUACAGUAACAACAUCUGAAACAACAUCUCAAUCAGAAACAACUCCAGUACCAACAUCUGCAUCAACAUCUGCAUCUCACUCAGUAACCCCUGAACCAACAUCUACAUCAACUACAGUAACAACAUCUGAAACAACAUCUCAAUCAGAAACAACUCCAGUACCAACAUCUGCAUCAACAUCUGCAUCUCACUCAGUAACCCCUGAACCAACAUCUACAUCAACUACAGUAACAACAUCUGAAACAACAUCUCAAUCAGAAACAACUCCAGUACCAACAUCUGCAUCAACAUCUGCAUCUCACUCAGUAACCCCUGAACCAACAUCUACAUCAACUACAGUAACAACAUCUGAAACAACAUCUCAAUCAGAAACAACUCCAGUACCAACAUCUGCAUCAACAUCUGCAUCUCACUCAGUAACCCCUGAACCAACAUCUACAUCAACUACAGUAACAACAUCUGAAACAACAUCUCAAUCAGAAACAACUCCAGUACCAACAUCUGCAUCAACAUCUGCAUCUCACUCAGUAACCCCUGAACCAACAUCUACAUCAACUACAGUAACAACAUCUGAAACAACAUCUCAAUCAGAAACAACUCCAGUACCAACAUCUGCAUCAACAUCUGCAUCUCACUCAGUAACCCCUGAACCAACAUCUACAUCAACUACAUUAACAACAACUGAAACAACAUCUCAAUCAGAAACAACUCCAGUACCAACAUCUGCAUCAACAUCUGCAUCUCACUCAGUAACCCCUGAACCAACAUCUACAUCAACUACAGUAACAACAUCUGAAACAACAUCUCAAUCAGAAACAACUCCAGUACCAACAUCUGCAUCAACAUCUGCAUCUCACUCAGUAACCCCUGAACCAACAUCUACAUCAACUACAGUAACAACAUCUGAAACAACAUCUCAAUCAGAAACAACUCCAGUACCAACAUCUGCAUCAACAUCUGCAUCUCACUCAGUAACCCCUGAACCAACAUCUACAUCAACUACAGUAACAACAUCUGAAACAACAUCUCAAUCAGAAACAACUCCAGUACCAACAUCUGCAUCAACAUCUGCAUCUCACUCAGUAACCCCUGAACCAACAUCUACAUCAACUACAGUAACAACAUCUGAAACAACAUCUCAAUCAGAAACAACUCCAGUACCAACAUCUGCAUCAACAUCUGCAUCUCACUCAGUAACCCCUGAACCAACAUCUACAUCAACUACAGUAACAACAUCUGAAACAACAUCUCAAUCAGAAACAACUCCAGUACCAACAUCUGCAUCAACAUCUGCAUCUCACUCAGUAACCCCUGAACCAACAUCUACAUCAACUACAGUAACAACAUCUGAAACAACAUCUCAAUCAGAAACAACUCCAGUACCAACAUCUGCAUCAACAUCUGCAUCUCACUCAGUAACCCCUGAACCAACAUCUACAUCAACUACAGUAACAACAUCUGAAACAACAUCUCAAUCAGAAACAACUCCAGUACCAACAUCUGCAUCAACAUCUGCAUCUCACUCAGUAACCCCUGAACCAACAUCUACAUCAACUACAGUAACAACAUCUGAAACAACAUCUCAAUCAGAAACAACUCCAGUACCAACAUCUGCAUCAACAUCUGCAUCUCACUCAGUAACCCCUGAACCAACAUCUACAUCAACUACAGUAACAACAUCUGAAACAACAUCUCAAUCAGAAACAACUCCAUUACCAAUAUCUGCAUCAACAUCUGCAUCUCACUCAGUAACCCCUAAACCAACAUCUACAUCAACUACAGUAACAACAUCUGAAACCACAACAUCUCAAUCACAAACAACUCCAUUACCAAUAUCUGCAUCAACAUCUGCAUCUCACUCAGUAACCCCUGAACCAACAUCUACAUCAACUACAGUAACAACAUCUGAAACCACAACAUCUCAAUCAGAAACAACUCCAGUACCAACAUCUGCAUCAACAUCUGCAUCUCACUCAAUAACCCCUGAACCAACAUCUACAUCAACUACAGUAACAACAUCUGAAACAACAGCAUCUUCAAUCACAAACAACUCCAGUAUCUGCAUCACAUCUGCAUCUCACUCAGUAACCCCUGAACCAACAUCUACAUCAACUACAGUAACAACAUCUGAAACAACAUCUCAAUCAGAAACAACUCCAGUACCAACAUCUGCAUCAACAUCUGCAUCUCACUCAGUAACCCCUGAACCAACAUCUACAUCAACUACAGUAACAACAUCUGAAACCACAACAUCUCAAUCAGAAACAACUCCAGUACCAACAUCUGCAUCAACAUCUGCAUCUCACUCAAUAACCCCUGAACCAACGUCUACAUCAACUACAGUAACAACAUCUGAAACAACAGCAUUUCAAUCACAAACAACUCCAGUAUCAACAUCUGCAUCUCACUCAGUAACCCCUGAACCAACAUCUACAUCAACUACAGUAACAACAUCUGAAACAACAUCUCAAUCAGAAACAACUCCAGUACCAACAUCUGCAUCAACAUCUGCAUCUCACUCAGUAACCCCUGAACCAACAUCUACAUCAACUCCAGUAACAACAUCUGAAACCAUAACAUCUCAAUCAGAAACAACUCCAGUACCAACAUCUGCAUCAACAUCUGCAUCUCACUCAGUAACCCCUGAACCAACAUCUACAUCAACUACAUUAACAACAACUGAAACAACAUCUCAAUCAGAAACAACUCCAGUACCAACAUCUGCAUCAACAUCUGCAUCUCACUCAGUAACCCCUGAACCAACAUCUACAUCAACUACAUUAACAACAACUGAAACAACAUCUCAAUCAGAAACAUCCCCAUUAACAAAAUCUGCAUCAACAUCUGCAUCUCACUCAAUAACCCCUGAACCAACAUCUACAUCAACUCCAUCAACAACCUAUGAAACCACAACAUCUCAAUCAGAAACAACUCCAGUACCAACAUCUGCAUCAACAUCUGCAUCUCACUCAGUAACCCCUGAACCAACAUCUACAUCAACUACAUUAACAACAACUGAAACAACAUCUCAAUCAGAAACAUCCCCAUUAACAAAAUCUGCAUCAACAUCUGCAUCUCACUCAAUAACCCCUGAACCAACAUCUACAUCAACUCCAGUAACAACCUAUGAAACCACAACAUCUCAAUCAGAAACAACUCCAAUAACAACAUCUGCAUCAAUAUCUGCAUCUCAUUCAACAAUCCCUGAACCAACAUCUACAUCAACUACAGUCACAACCUAUGAAACCACAACAUCUCAAUCAGAAACAACUCCAGUACCAACAUCUGCAUCAACUACAGUAACAACCUAUGAAACCACAACAUCUCAAUCAGAAACAACUCCAAUAACAACAUCUGCAUCAACAUCUGCAUCUCAUUCAACAAUCCCUGAACCAACAUCUACAUCAACUACAGUCACAACCUAUGAAACCACAACAUCUCAAUCAGAAACAACUCCAGUACCAACAUCUGCAUCAACUACAGUAACAACCUAUGAAACCACAACAUCUCAAUCAGAAACAACUCCAAUAACAACAUCUGCAUCAACAUCUGCAUCUCAUUCAACAAUCCCUGAACCAACAUCUACAUCAACUACAGUCACAACCUAUGAAACCACAACAUCUCAAUCAGAAACAACUCCAGUAACAACAUCUGCAUCAACAUCUGCAUCUCACUCAAUAACCCCUGAACCAACAUCUACAUCAACUACAGUAACAACAUCUGAAACCACAACAUUUCAAUCUCAAACAACUCCAGUAUCAGCAUCUGCAUCAACAACUGCAUCUAACUCAGUAACACCUGAACCAACAUCUACAUCAACUACAGUAACAACAACUGAAACAACAUCUCAAUCAGAAACAUCUCCAUUAACAAAAUCUGCAUCAACAUCUGCAUCUCACUCAAUAACCCCUGAACCAACAUCUACAUCAACUCCAGUAACAACCCAUGAAACCACAACAUCUAAAUCAGAAACAACUGCAGUAACAACAUCUGCAUCAACAUCUGCAUCUCACUCAAUAACCCCUGAACCAACAUCUGCAUCAACUACAGUCACUACCUAUGAAACCACAACAUCUCAAUCAGAAACAACUCCAGUAACAACAUCUGCAUCAACAUCUUCAUCUCACUCAAUAACCCCUGAACCAACAUCUACAUCAACUACAGUAACAGCAUCUGAAACCACAACAUUUCAAUCAGAAACAACUCCAGUAACAACAUCUGCAUCAACAUCUGCAUCUCACUCAAUAACCCCUGAACCAACAUCUACAUCAACUACAGUAACAACAUCUGAAACCACAUUUCAAUCACAAACAACUCCAGUAUCAACAUCUGCAUCAAUAUCUGCAUCUCACUCGACAAUUCCUGAGCCAACAUCUACAUCAACUACAGUAACAACAUCUGAAACAUCAUCUCAAUCAGAAACAACUCCAGUACCAACAUCUGCAUCAACAUCUGCAUCUCACUCAGUAACCCCUGAACCAACAUCUACAUCAACUACAUUAACAACAACUGAAACAACAUCUCAAUCAGAAACAACUCCAGUACCAACAUCUGCAUCUCACUCAAUAACUCCUGUACCAACAUCAACAUCAACUACAGUAACAACAUCUGAAACAACAUCUCAAUCAGAAACAACUCCAGUACCAACAUCUGCAUCAACAUCUGCAUCUCACUCAGUAACCCCUGAACCAACAUCUACAUCAACUCCAGUAACAACAUCUGAAACAACAUCUCAAUCAGAAACAACUCCAGUAUCAACAUCUGCAUCAACAUCUGCAUCUCACUCAAUAACCCCUGAACCAACAUCUACAUCAACUACAGUAACAACAUCUCAAUCAGAAACAACUCCAGUACCAACAUCUGCAUCAACAUCUGCAUCUCACUCAGUAACCCCUGAACCAACAUCUACAUCAACUACAUUAACAACAACUGAAACAAGAUCUCAAUCAGAAACAACUCCAGUACCAACAUCUGCAUCAACAUCUGCAUCUCACUCAAUAACUCCUGUACCAACAUCUACAUCAACUACAGUAACAACAUCUGAAACAACAUCUCAAUCAGAAACAACUCCAGUACCAACAUCUGCAUCAACAUCUGCACCUCACUCAGUAACCCCUGAACCAACAUCUACAUCAACUCCAGUAACAACAUCUGAAACAACAUCUCAAUCAGAAACAACUCCAGUAUCAACAUCUGCAUCAACAUCUGCAUCUCACUCAAUAACCCCUGAACCAACAUCUACAUCAACUACAGUAACAGCAUCUGAAACCACAACAUUUCAAUCAGAAACAACUCCAGUAACAACAUCUGCAUCAACAUCUGCAUCUCACUCAAUAACCCCUGAACCAACAUCUACAUCAACUACAGUAACAACAUCUGAAACCACAUUUCAAUCACAAACAACUCCAGUAUCAACAUCUGCAUCAAUAUCUGCAUCUCACUCGACAAUUCCUGAGCCAACAUCUACAUCAACUACAGUAACAACAUCUGAAACAUCAUCUCAAUCAGAAACAACUCCAGUACCAACAUCUGCAUCAACAUCUGCAUCUCACUCAGUAACCCCUGAACCAACAUCUACAUCAACUACAUUAACAACAACUGAAACAACAUCUCAAUCAGAAACAACUCCAGUACCAACAUCUGCAUCUCACUCAAUAACUCCUGUACCAACAUCAACAUCAACUACAGUAACAACAUCUGAAACAACAUCUCAAUCAGAAACAACUCCAGUACCAACAUCUGCAUCAACAUCUGCAUCUCACUCAGUAACCCCUGAACCAACAUCUACAUCAACUCCAGUAACAACAUCUGAAACAACAUCUCAAUCAGAAACAACUCCAGUAUCAACAUCUGCAUCAACAUCUGCAUCUCACUCAAUAACCCCUGAACCAACAUCUACAUCAACUACAGUAACAACAUCUCAAUCAGAAACAACUCCAGUACCAACAUCUGCAUCAACAUCUGCAUCUCACUCAGUAACCCCUGAACCAACAUCUACAUCAACUACAUUAACAACAACUGAAACAACAUCUCAAUCAGAAACAACUCCAGUACCAACAUCUGCAUCAACAUCUGCAUCUCACUCAAUAACUCCUGUACCAACAUCUACAUCAACUACAGUAACAACAUCUGAAACAACAUCUCAAUCAGAAACAACUCCAGUACCAACAUCUGCAUCAACAUCUGCACCUCACUCAGUAACCCCUGAACCAACAUCUACAUCAACUCCAGUAACAACAUCUGAAACAACAUCUCAAUCAGAAACAACUCCAGUAUCAACAUCUGCAUCAACAUCUGCAUCUCACUCAAUAACCCCUGAACCAACAUCUACAUUAACUACAGUAACAACAUCUGAAACCACAAUAUCUCAAUCAGAAACAUCUCCAUUAACACAAUCUGCAUCAACAUCUGCAUCUCACUCAGCAAUCCCUGCACCAACAUCUACAUCAACUCCAGUAACAACAUCUGAAACCACAACAUCUCAAUCACAAACAACUCCAGUAUCAACAUCUGCAUCUCACUUGACAAUCCCUGAACCAACAUCUACAUCAACUACAUUAACAACAUCUGAAACCACAACAUCUCAGUCAGAAACAACUCCAGUAACAACAUCUGCAACAACAUCUGCAUCUCACUCAAUAACCCCUGAACCAACAUCUACAUCAACUACAGUAACAACAUCUCAAUCAGAAACAACUCCAGUAACAACAUCUGCAUCAACAUCUGCAUUUCACUCGACAAUCCCUGAACCAACAUCUACAUCAACUACAGUAACAACAGCUGAAACCACAACAUCUCAAUCAGAAAAAACUCUAGUAACAACAUCUGCAUCAACAUCUACAUCUCACUCUACAUCAAGAUUUACAUCAACUGCACUAGCACCUGCAUCUCGCUUGACAACAUCUGAACCAACAUCAAAUACAGUAGCAUCUACAGCUCAAUCAACAGCAACACCUGCACUAACAUCUACAUUAACUACACCAGCAUCUACAACUCAAACAACCCUCCCAACAUAUACUUCAACUACACAAACUUCUACAACUGAAACGCCAACUGCACCAACAUUUACUACAACUCCAACAUCUACCACUCAAUCAGCUUCAACUGAAUCAACAUCUACUACUCAACUGACAAAUGCAUCAAACUCAACAUCAACUGCAUCAACAUCUACAGCUCAAUCUACAUCAACUGCAUCAAUAUCAACUGCAUUAACAUCUACAGCUCAAACAACAACUACAACAUCUACAUCUCAACAAACAACUAGCAAGCCAGCAAGUCAGUCUACAUCUUCAUCUCCAAAUGCUCUCCCCCGAAAUACGAAAGCAUUUGCUUAUGCAACUUUCAAAAUGAGAUCCUUUGUUGAGCUGAGCAAUGAUGAGAUCAUUACAUAUAUUGAAAAGUUUGCCAAGUACUUUCAAGCUAACAUUAAUGGGACCAUCAGGAUUACUGUGAAGAAAUCAAGAAAACUGUUGGCUUAAGGAUCUGGCAUGGAAAACUGUCUGUCCGCAUGCAAUCCACUACAUACAAUCUCUGAAUGAAGUUGCCACUUUGCAGAUUAAACUAGUUUUGUCUAGUCAGUUGUUCAAAUAAAUUUCUUGCAAAAUUAUUUAUUUUUAUAGAUUAUAAAAUUCAGUGUGUAACUAAAUGUGAAUCCUCUGACUGUGAUUAUAAGGAAUUCUUGUGGUCACAGUUAAAAAGUUCUAUUUAAAACUAUUUAACAUCAAUUUAAUCUAUUUAACAUCUAUUUAACAUCUAUUUAGGGGUUUUUUUCCCUUCUUUUUUUAGUUCAUUUUAAUUUGCUUAGUCUUGUAGUUUUUUCAUUCUGAAUUCAAACAGUCACUUGAACUGUGUUGUGUAAUAUGUAAUAUUGUGUAGAUGCUAUGUAAAUUCUGCUCCCGUCAAUGUGAUUAUUAAAAAAAACAAAAAAAACUAUGCAACAUCUCAAAGUGUAAAUGCCAAGUUGUCUUCCUAUCAAUGCAGUAAUGGUGCAUUCAUUCACUGACCAAGCACAAUCAAAUGCAUUUUUGAAAAUGCGUAUAUCCCCAGGUGAAAAAAGGUAUACUGCACUUAAAAAUACUUAAAUACAAGCAAGUGCAUUUGUGGUAUAUUCUUACAUUAUGUGCUAAAUAAAAUUGUAAAAGUUAUACACUAUAAAUAUACUAAUUACAAGCAUAUUUUUUACUUCAGUAGUAAUUCAGUGCACUUAAAAAAGUAUA
Megalobrama amblycephala (Wuchang bream) is the source of this 13626-nucleotide messenger RNA. RefSeq names its product serine-rich adhesin for platelets-like. The record is from RefSeq and is a predicted model, not a curated record. The coding region runs from base 1 to 12888 and encodes 4295 amino acids. The transcript is spliced from 6 exons. NCBI's taxonomy places the organism in Eukaryota, Metazoa, Chordata, Actinopteri, Cypriniformes, Xenocyprididae.